AUGGUUGUCAAGAGGGUGAGAGUGGUCAGCACCGGUAGCAUUCCCGUGAAGUUGUUCGCAACAGAAGGGCAGCAGGGGAGAGCAUGGCGCAUCAGAGCAAGCGGAGGAGGAGGAGGAGGAGGAGGAGGAGGAGGAGGAGGAGGAGGAGGAGGAGGAGGAGGAGGAGGAGGAGGAGGAGGAGGAGGAGGAGGAGGAGGAGGAGGAGGAGGAGGAGGAGGACUGACAGGUGCUGGAGAGAUUCCUGAGCCAUCCCUUCAGGAGCACAUCAGUCCUGAGCCAUCCCUUCAGGAGCACAUAAGUCCUGAGCCAUCCUUUCAGGAGCACAUCAGUCCUGAGCCAUCCCUUCAGGAGCACAUCAGUCCUGAGCCAUCCCUUCAGGAGCACAUCAGUCCUGAGCCAUCCCUUCAGGAGCACAUCAGUCCUGAGCCAUCCCUUCAGGAGCACAUCAGUCCUAGGCCAUCCCUUCAGGAGCACAUCAGUCCUGAGCCAUCCUUUCAGGAGCACAUCAGUCCUGAGCCAUCCCUUCAGGAGCACAUCAGUCCUGAGCCAUCCCUUCAGGAGCACAUCAGUCCUGAGCCAUUCUUUCAGGAGCACAUCAGUCCUGAGCCAUUCUUUCAGGAGCACAUCAGUCCUGAGCCAUUCUUUCAGGAGCACAUCAGUCCUGAGCCAUCCCUUCAGGAGCACAUCAGUCCUGAGCCAUCCCUUCAGGAGCACAUCAGUCCUGAGCCAUCCCUUCAGGAGCACAUCAGUCCUGAGCCAUCCCUUCAGGAGCACAUCAGUCCUGAGCCAUCCCUUCAGGAGCACAUAAGUCCUGAGCCAUCCCUUCAGGAGCACAUCAGUCCUGAGCCAUUCUUUCAGGAGCACAUCAGUCCUGAGCCAUUCUUUCAGGAGCACAUCAGUCCUGAGCCAUCCCUUCAGGAGCACAUCUGUCCUGAGCCAUCCCUUCAGGAGCACAUCAGUCCUGAGCCAUCCCUUCAGGAGCACAUCAGUCCUGAGCCAUCCCUUCAGGAGCACAUCAGUCCUGAGCCAUUCUUUCAGGAGCACAUCAGUCCUGAGCCAUUCUUUCAGGAGCACAUCAGUCCUGAGCCAUUCUUUCAGGAGCACAUCAGUCCUGAGCCAUCCCUUCAGGAGCACAUCAGUCCUGAGCCAUCCCUUCAGGAGCACAUCAGUCCUGAGCCAUCCCUUCAGGAGCACAUCAGUCCUGAGCCAUCCCUUCAGGAGCACAUCAGUCCUGAGCCAUCCCUUCAGGAGCACAUAAGUCCUGAGCCAUCCCUUCAGGAGCACAUCAGUCCUGAGCCAUUCUUUCAGGAGCACAUCAGUCCUGAGCCAUUCUUUCAGGAGCACAUCAGUCCUGAGCCAUCCCUUCAGGAGCACAUCUGUCCUGAGCCAUCCCUUCAGGAGCACAUCAGUCCUGAGCCAUCCCUUCAGGAGCACAUCAGUCCUGAGCCAUCCCUUCAGGAGCACAUCAGUCCUGAGCCAUCCUUUCAGGAGCACAUCAGUCCUGAGCCAUCCCUUCAGGAGCACAUCAGUCCUGAGCCAUCCUUUCAGGAGCACAUCAGUCCUGAGCCAUCCCUUCAGGAGCACAUCAGUCCUGAGCCAUCCCUUCAGGAGCACAUCAGUCCUGAGCCAUCCCUUCAGGAGCACAUCAGUCCUGAGCCAUCCUUUCAGGAGCACAUCAGUCCUGAGCCAUCCCUUCAGGAGCACAUCAGUCCUGAGCCAUCCCUUCAGGAGCACAUCAGUCCUGAGCCAUCCCUUCAGGAGCACAUCAGUCCUGAGCCAUCCCUUCAGGAGCACAUCAGUCCUGAGCCAUCCCUUCAGGAGCACAUCAGUCCUGAGCCAUCCCUUCAGGAGCACAUCAGUCCUGAGCCAUCCUUUCAGGAGCACAUCAGUCCUGAGCCAUCCCUUCAGGAGCACAUCAGUCCUGAGCCAUCCCUUCAGGAGCACAUCAGUCCUGAGCCAUUCUUUCAGGAGCACAUCAGUCCUGAGCCAUUCUUUCAGGAGCACAUCAGUCCUGAGCCAUUCUUUCAGGAGCACAUCAGUCCUGAGCCAUCCCUUCAGGAGCACAUCAGUCCUGAGCCAUCCUUUCAGGAGCACAUCAGUCCUGAGCCAUCUCUUCAGGAGCACAUCAGUCCUGAGCCAUCCCUUCAGGAGCACAUCAGUCCUGAGCCAUCCCUUCAGGAGCACAUCAGUCCUGAGCCAUCCCUUCAGGAGCACAUAAGUCCUGAGCCAUCCCUUCAGGAGCACAUCAGUCCUGAGCCAUUCUUUCAGGAGCACAUCAGUCCUGAGCCAUUCUUUCAGGAGCACAUCAGUCCUGAGCCAUUCUUUCAGGAGCACAUCAGUCCUGAGCCAUCCCUUCAGGAGCACAUCAGUCCUGAGCCAUCCCUUCAGGAGCACAUCAGUCCUGAGCCAUCCCUUCAGGAGCACAUCAGUCCUGAGCCAUCCUUUCAGGAGCACAUCAGUCCUGAGCCAUCCCUUCAGGAGCACAUCAGUCCUGAGCCAUCCUUUCAGGAGCACAUCAGUCCUGAGCCAUCCCUUCAGGAGCACAUCAGUCCUGAGCCAUCCCUUCAGGAGCACAUCAGUCCUGAGCCAUCCUUUCAGGAGCACAUCAGUCCUGAGCCAUCCCUUCAGGAGCACAUCAGUCCUGAGCCAUCCUUUCAGGAGCACAUCAGUCCUGAGCCAUCCCUUCAGGAGCACAUCAGUCCUGAGCCAUCCUUUCAGGAGCACAUCAGUCCUGAGCCAUCCCUUCAGGAGCACAUCAGUCCUGAGCCAUCCCUUCAGGAGCACAUCAGUCCUGAGCCAUCCUUUCAGGAGCACAUCAGUCCUGAGCCAUCCCUUCAGGAGCACAUCAGUCCUGAGCCAUCCCUUCAGGAGCACAUCAGUCCUGAGCCAUCCUUUCAGGAGCACAUCAGUCCUGAGCCAUCCCUUCAGGAGCACAUCAGUCCUGAGCCAUCCCUUCAGGAGCACAUCAGUCCUGAGCCAUUCUUUCAGGAGCACAUCAGUCCUGAGCCAUUCUUUCAGGAGCACAUCAGUCCUGAGCCAUUCUUUCAGGAGCACAUCAGUCCUGAGCCAUCCCUUCAGGAGCACAUCAGUCCUGAGCCAUCCUUUCAGGAGCACAUCAGUCCUGAGCCAUCUCUUCAGGAGCACAUCAGUCCUGAGCCAUCCCUUCAGGAGCACAUCAGUCCUGAGCCAUCCCUUCAGGAGCACAUCAGUCCUGAGCCAUCCCUUCAGGAGCACAUAAGUCCUGAGCCAUCCCUUCAGGAGCACAUCAGUCCUGAGCCAUUCUUUCAGGAGCACAUCAGUCCUGAGCCAUUCUUUCAGGAGCACAUCAGUCCUGAGCCAUUCUUUCAGGAGCACAUCAGUCCUGAGCCAUCCCUUCAGGAGCACAUCAGUCCUGAGCCAUCCUUUCAGGAGCACAUCAGUCCUGAGCCAUCUCUUCAGGAGCACAUCAGUCCUGAGCCAUCCCUUCAGGAGCACAUCAGUCCUGAGCCAUCCCUUCAGGAGCACAUCAGUCCUGAGCCAAAGAUCCUGAGCCAUCCCUUCAUCAGCAUAUCAAUGCUGGCGCACAGACAGCAUGGGACUUGA
Closterium sp. NIES-65 is the source of this 3582-nucleotide messenger RNA. The record is from the annotation of a GenBank genome assembly. Lineage: Eukaryota; Viridiplantae; Streptophyta; Zygnematophyceae; Desmidiales; Closteriaceae.